AAUGGCGCUUUCUGCGGCAAGUUCUCAGCAAAAAUGACAAGAACAGAUUGGAAGAAAGAAAAAGAAUUAGAAGAAGCUAGAAAGGCAGGAACUGCACCAGCUUUGCAGGAUGAAACAGGAAAAGACAUCAACCCUCAUAUUCCUCAAUAUAUUUCUGAUGCGCCUUGGUACUAUGGAGCAUCUGGACCAACUCUCAAGCAUCAAAGGCCACAGGAAGAAAGGCAAAAACAGUUUGCUAAAAUUGAUGCAUCGUAUAAACGUGGUGUGAAAGAGACUGCAGCGAUAAAAUUUCGAAAAGGAGCCUGUGAAAACUGUGGUGCGAUUACUCACAAGAAAAAAGACUGCCUUGAGCGUCCUAGACGUGUAGGUGCUAAAUUCACCGGAGAAGAUAUAAAACCCGACGAAUAUGUCCCGCAACAACAUAGCUUUGACUACGAUGGCAAAAGAGACAGAUGGGUUGGAUAUGAUCCUGAAGAACACCAAAGGGUGCUAGAAGAAUAUCAAAAAAUGGAAAUGGCGAAACAACAGCUGAAGUCGGAUAAACUGCAUCAAGAUUUAAUGGACGGAAAGAAAGUUGAGGAGAAAGAGAAAUUAAGUGACGAUGACGAUGACGAUGAGGAUAAAUAUGCUGAUGAUGUCAUUAUACCGGGACAGAAGUUUGACAGUAAGAGGAGGACGACAGUAAGAAAUCUGCGUAUUCGAGAAGAUACAGCGAAGUACCUGUACAACUUGGAUUUGAAUUCUGCUCACUAUGAUCCGAAAACGAGGUCGAUGAGAUCCAAUCCAUUUGGUCAAAAGGAUAUUGCGGGAAAAGCAGUGACGUAUCAAGGUGAUAACUUCGUCCGCUACUCAGGUGACACGAAAAACAUGGCGAAUACUCAGUUGUUCGCGUGGGAGGCGUACGAAAAAGGCACGGAUGUUCAUCUUCAAGCCGAUCCAACCAAAUUGGAACUUUUGCAUCGUGAAUACAAAGUUAAGAAAAGUGAUUAUAAAAAAGAUCUUAAAGGUGGAAUACUGGAGAAGUAUGGUGGCGAAGAACAUUUGGACGCACCACCGAAGGAACUAUUGUUCGCGCAAACGGAAAACUAUGUUGAAUACUCAAGAACUGGUGAAGUAGUGAAAGGUCAAGAAAAAGCCAUUCAAAAAUCAAAGUACGAGGAAGAUGUGUUCAUUAAUAAUCAUACCUCCGUGUGGGGUUCUUAUUGGGUCGAUGGUAAAUGGGGCUACAGUUGUUGUCAUUCGCUUAUACGCGGUUCAUACUGUACGGGUGAAGCUGGGAAAAGGGUGAACGCGCAAGAAUUCCCAUCGAUCGAAAACAACGACGUUGGUGAUCCUAAAUCUUUAACAGAGUUACAUCACGAAAAGCGAUCUAAAGAAAGGAAGAAAAAUGACAGAAAAAGCGAAAACUCGGAUGAGCUAGACCGAGAGAAAUUGAAAAAGGCUUUGAUCGAAGAGGAAAACCAACAAAAAGAAGCGAAUAAGCUCCUACAAAUGGACGAACGUAAAAGAUCUUAUAACUCAUUGAAACGCGACUAUCACGAAGUAACGGCUGAGGAAUUAGAGGCAUACAGAAUCAAGAGACGGAACACCGAAGAUCCGAUGAGCAGCUUUUCCAGAUAACAGUAACAACAAAAUGAUGUUUUUAAACUUCUGCAGCGUUUGCUAACGAUGCUGUUUAGCAAAAUGUGUUAAUGAGUUGUGAUGUAAGCUUUAUUACUUCACACGUUGACUGUCGUGGCAACCAACAACGAAUUUCACCCAACGCAGAUCACAUCAAUUUGAACAAUUAAGACUACGAAGAUGCGCAAAAAAGCUUUUACCUCCAAAUUGAAUGCAGUUAAUACGUGAAUAGUUCUUCUAGCAUUCAGUGAAGUCUUUCCUUCUGCUUUAUCUCACUCUAACUAUAAUACACAGGUAAUUGUUGAAAAAUACGUAAAUAUAGAUACAGACAUUUGUAAAAAGAAGAUCACUUUAUUGAUGAGCUAGAAACCAUGUUUCCUUGCCCUUGAAGUAGUGGUAUAUGAAACAACUGCUUCAAAGGAUUGUAAAAAUGUUUAAUGAAAUUUUGACUCGUUUAUAGCCCGUAAAAUUUAUAAACUUUCAA
Molecule: messenger RNA, 2104 nt
Organism: Xenia sp. Carnegie-2017
Lineage: Eukaryota; Metazoa; Cnidaria; Anthozoa; Malacalcyonacea; Xeniidae
Product: pre-mRNA-splicing factor SLU7-like
Exons: 20
Coding region: 34-1620 (528 amino acids)
Biological process (GO): mRNA splicing, via spliceosome
Cellular component (GO): spliceosomal complex
Molecular function (GO): pre-mRNA 3'-splice site binding
Source: RefSeq, a predicted model, not a curated record